Lytechinus variegatus (green sea urchin) is the source of this 2429-nucleotide messenger RNA. RefSeq names its product proton-coupled folate transporter-like. Gene Ontology annotation, biological process: transmembrane transport. The transcript is spliced from 5 exons. The record is from RefSeq and is a predicted model, not a curated record. Gene Ontology annotation, cellular component: plasma membrane. Gene Ontology annotation, molecular function: transmembrane transporter activity. Lineage: Eukaryota; Metazoa; Echinodermata; Echinoidea; Temnopleuroida; Toxopneustidae. Bases 702 to 2240 code for a protein of 512 amino acids.
UAUAUUAUGCAGGUAUUCCUAGUAUAUCAUGUUUAUAUACCUCCUGAAACACUAUCAUUCAGACUAAAGUUUGUUGGCUGCAUGUAUCACGAAGGACGAGGGAAUAUGGCCUAUGUUCUUAGAAGAGAGAAAAUAUCAUUUUGAAUACUCACUGUCAUAUUUCAAAGCAUUAAUUAUCACGGGCAUUAAAAAUUCUUCCGAGGAUCUGAAUGUAUGGAACGCGACAUGAGAAUAUUGUUUUACGCUUGGAAAAGUUAGACUUAAUUCUGACGAGAACCCACGGCACUAUAAUGCACUGAUGGUCUAUGGAACGCGUCAACGUACUUUGUGUGCACAUAGACCGUAUAGGUUAAGUGUAUGUGUGUGAAACAUUUUACUUUUGAUGAAGAAAACCUCAACAUUUUGGAUAUGAAGAGCUUUAGUGAUGAGAAGAUUCCCAACCUACUAUGUGCAUAGUCGAAACAGCUUUAGAUGUUUCCCUAUACGCACACGAAUAUCAUAUUGGACUGAUCUGAUCCAACCUUUACAAACGGAUAGGAAAAUCUAGGACUGCCAGAUUUAGAUAUAUAUCCGAAGAUCCGAACAAACCGCCUACUAUAAUAAUUUAUCUUAUGGAUUUCUGGAGAUUAUUAUUAUCAUUAUUAUUUAUGUAGUCGUACACUGCUCAACACCACCGAAGAGAAAAGAAAGUCUGGAUUAAAAUGGGAGGAAGCAAAAAUUAUUUCAAAUUCACCGAAUUAUUGAACAAAGACGAUGACGAGAAGGUAUUCAAGGAAAGUUCACGCGUGGACGACCACGGAUUCGAUAUGGACGAUGAUGACGACGAUGAUCGUAAGAAUAAGACAUGUUUCGUUACGGUCGAACCAGUCGUACUCCUUUUCUACAUGGCAUAUAGCAUGAUGUCAACAAUGCGAACGGAAUACGUCACAAAGCGCAUCUACAAUGAAUACAAUAUCCAUAAUGGCUUGCGUUUGAACUUUGACCCCUGGAGAGAUGAGUGCGAUGGACCAAUCAACGCAAGCAUUUCAAAUUACACGAAGACUAGUAUGAAUAUGGAGAACGCGCAGGCGGACGCUUCUUAUUGGUUGUUGAUAUAUAAUCUUGUUCAAAUUUUUCCCGCGAUGAUCGUAUCACCGUUGGUCGGAUCGUGGAGCGAUCGCGCAGGUCGUAAGGUGGCGAUGUUACUCCCAGCGUUUGGUUAUUUGAUCGGAAUAUCGAUCUGGCUUGUAGUUGUCUACUAUCAAUUAUCGAAAUCUUAUAUCACUAUCGCAUAUCUUAUAAUGGGGUCCUUUGGGGACUUCCCAACGCUCCUCGCCGUCUGCAAUGCCUACAUGAGCGAUAUCGCUACGCAACAAUCGCGAACAUAUCGCAUGAUCAUCCUGGGUAUCGUAAUCGAAUUCACAACAGGUGUAUCCCAAAUCGUUAUCGGAUUUUGGAUUUUCUACUCGGGUUUCGCUGCUCCAUUUUGGUUUAUUUUUGCAGCUAUUGUGGCAGUCAUUGCAUACAUUGUAAUCUUCCUCAAAGAGUCGAAUACAAACAUCGGCGAAAGGCCAGCAAACUUUUUCUCUGCCUCGCAGUUCGAUGCUGUGUUCGCGCUUUUCGCGCGCGCAGAUUCAAGGAAGAGAAGUGAGCUAGUCUCUUGCCUAGUCGUUCUCGGGUUCCACAUGAUGAGUCUGCAUUCAACAUUCCUAUUGGUUCUACUGGUUGUUCUAAGCCCUCCGCUGUGUUGGACGUCUAUCAUUGUGGGGUUCUACAUCGCUUCGUCUUUUCUCUUCGGUUCAGUUGGGACGUUGAUUGGUGGGAAACUCUUCAGUGGUCUAAUAGACGAUCUAACUAUCACUCAGAUUGGGAUUUGGUCCAGUCUAAUUGGUCUGUCCUUCAUUGCCUUCGGAAAUUCUUCCCUUGUACUCUUUCUUGGUGCAAUGUUGGGAUCAUUCCGGUUUCUGACGUCACCAUCGAUGAGGUCAAGGCUCUCUAAACUAGCUGACGAGCACGAACAGGGUGCCGUAUUGGCUUGUGCAAGUUGUGUUGAAAGUCUUGGCAGUCUGAUCGGUCCAUCGUUGUAUAACCUCGUCUACAGUCUUACUCUGGAAUAUUUUCGAGGGAUCGUGUUCCUCGUCAUGGCAGCCCUAUACGUUCCGAUAUCCGUUCUUGUCACGUAUCACCGCUGGUACGACUUAAUCACGACAGCGCCAUCUAUCAAUGGAAAACGGGGCAGUGAUGUCAAACCACCCGAAUAGGCUGGAGUAUUUUCAAUAAACGUUUGACAGUUGGGGAUUUUUUUAUUUUUUGUCUUUUUUUUUGCAAUGACAUCUUUUUUUGGUCUCGCAUGCAUAGCAGAGCCGCUAGACAAAUGUCAUCAUAACUUAAGAAGUAUAUGGACAUGGUUCAUUAAACUUGGAUAUAAGGGUAAUCAAGUAGGCCUAUUG